Messenger RNA from Nyctereutes procyonoides (raccoon dog), 4220 nucleotides. It is a transcript of the gene ATP8B3, whose product is annotated as ATPase phospholipid transporting 8B3. Gene Ontology annotation, biological process: phospholipid translocation; Golgi organization. The transcript has 19 exons. Bases 38 to 4168 code for a protein of 1376 amino acids. Gene Ontology annotation, cellular component: plasma membrane. Lineage: Eukaryota; Metazoa; Chordata; Mammalia; Carnivora; Canidae. The record is from RefSeq and is a predicted model, not a curated record. Gene Ontology annotation, molecular function: ATP hydrolysis activity; ATPase-coupled intramembrane lipid carrier activity; magnesium ion binding.
GCACCCUAGUGUCCAUCUGUCCACCGGGAGAGGCCCAAUGUUCUCCUGGCCCGCUGUGAGGGGCAGUCGGUCUAGAGGGUUCCGGAGCAGAGUUCGCCCUGAGCCACGGCCCCCCUCCCGACACCCACGGACAGGUGCCCGUCUGUCACGCUACCCCGGGGGAAAGCCUCCCUGGUGUGGGGGGCAGCCUCCUCCCUCUGGGCCCCGACCUGCCCCAGCCGCCCCAGGUCCUGCAGGGCAAGGCCCCCGGUUCCAGAGCGGGGAGCAGGUCACAGAGGCGGCAGGAGACGCGGGCCGGCCCCUGGCUCUCCAGCCGGUCCAGCCGUGGGCAGCCCCCAUGUGCACUUCCAGAAGGAACGCUGGCUCUGGGUCCCCCCGGGCCCGAGCCCCCACCUCGUCGUCAUCCUCACCCUGCCCGUGGCCAGCCCGUGACCCCCUAUUUUCUCAGACAGAGGAGGGCUGGACAUGCCUGCUGCGCGGUGGGGGAAGGGCCUCUCCCGCCACCUGCUGGAACAGCCCGCGGUGCCCCCCGCAUUUGUCCCCGUGGUCUCAGGGUGCCCGAUGCCGGUGUGCUUCCCUUCCUCUCCACCUCAAGCGUUUGUUGAGCACCUGCUGGAUGCCAGGUGCUGGCGAGGCCAAGGCGGACGUCAGGGACACCAGCACCCGAACAAUGUCUAGGGACACCCGAGGGCCGAAUCCACGAGCAAGGGGCCUGGGGGAGGGCUUCUGCGCGGAGGCGCGAGUCCUGGUGCCCGGAGGGGCCGGCCUUGGCGUGCCGGGGGGAGGCGGCCGGCCCUCAGCGCCCCGACCUCGCUUGCCCCCAGGCAAAGUGGUGUGUGAAGAGCCCAACAGCCGGCUGCACCACUUCGUGGGGUGCUUGGAGUGGAAGGGCAGGAAGCACCCCCUGGACAGCGGCAACCUGCUGCUGCGCGGCUGCAAGGUCCGCAACACGGACACGUGCUACGGGAUGGUCAUCUACGCGGGUUUCGACACCAAGAUCAUGAAGAACUGCGGCAAGGUCCACCUGAAGAGAACCAAGAUAGAUCGUCUGAUGAACCGGCUGGUGGUGCUGAUCUUCCUGUCACUGGUGCUGAUCUCCAUGGGGCUGAGCUUCGGUUUCUGGUUCAAGGUGAGCGAGUUCAAGGCCAAGCACCACUACGUGUCGUCCAGUUACAUGCACAGUGUGGCCUCCGAGACUUUCAUCAUCUUCUGGGGCUUCCUCAUCCUGCUCAGCGUCAUGGUGCCCAUGGCCAUGUUCAUCAUGGUGGAAUUCAUCUACCUGGGGAACAGCAUCUUCAUCAACUGGGACGUGCAGAUGUACUACGAGCCGCAGGACAAGCCCGCCAAGGCCCGCAGCACCAGCCUCAACGACCAGCUGGGCCAGGUGGAGUACGUGUUCUCGGACAAGACGGGCACGCUCACCCAGAACAUCAUGACCUUCAAGAAGUGCUGCAUCGGGGGCGUCAUCUAUGGCCCGGAUGAGGACGAGGACACCCCAGCUAAGGAGGACCCCUACCUCUGGAACGAGUUUGCCGACGGGAAGUUGCUCUACCGGAACUCGAGGCUGCUGCGCGCCGUCCGCGCGGGAGAGGACAGGCUGGUGCGGGAGUUCUGGCGCCUGCUGGCCAUCUGCCACACCGUGAUGGCGCAGGAGAGGGACAACCGGCUGGUGUACCAGGCAGCGUCCCCCGACGAGGAGGCGCUGGUCACCGCGGCCCGGAAUUUUGGCUACGUGUUCGUGGCCCGCACGCAGGACAGCAUCACGGUGAUGGAGCUGGGGGAGGAACGGGUGUACCAGGUGCUGGCCAUGAUGGACUUCAACAGCAUACGCAAGCGCAUGUCGGUGCUGGUCCGCAACCCCGAGGGCUCCAUCUACCUCUACACCAAAGGCGCUGACACGGUCAUCUUUCAGCGCUUGCGCAACAAAGGCACGCAAGAGUGGACUACCGAGGAGGCCUUGGCUUCCUUCGCAGAGCAGACCCUGCGGACCCUGUGCCUGGCCUACAAGGAGGUGGACGAGGCCGUGUUCGAGGGCUGGCGCCAGCGGCACCAGGAGGCCAGCAUCCUGCUGCAGAACCGGGCGCAGGCCCUCCACCAGGUGUAUGAGGAGAUGGAGCAGAACCUGCAGCUGCUGGGAGCCACAGCCAUUGAGGACAGACUGCAGGACGGCGUGUGCGACACCAUCAAGUGUCUCAAGCAGGGGAACAUUAAGGUGUGGGUCCUCACAGGUGAUAAGCAAGAGACGGCGGUGAACAUCGGCUUUGCCUGCCAGCUGCUGUCGGAGAGCAUGCUCAUCCUGGAGGAGAGGGAGAUACUGCAGAUCCUGGAGGCCUACUGGGAGAGCAACAACAACAAGCCGCACGGCAAGGGCAAGGGCCAUUGGAAGAACCAGUUCCUGCCACACAUCAAGGUGGCCAUGGUCAUUACCGGGGAGUUCCUGGACCAGGUGCUGCUGUCUCUGCGCAGGGAGCCCCGGGCGCUGGUCCACAGCGUGAACGUGGAGGUGGACGAGCCCUGGCAGGAGCCGGCGGAGCAGAAGACGGACUUCCUGCGGGCCCGGCGCAUGUCCCUGAUGUGGCGCGCCCUGGGGAUCCCCCUGCGGGGCACCGGCCUGGCGCCGCAGGCCGCGGCCUCCAGCAGCAGCGACAUGCUGUGCGUGCAGCGGGAGCGCGCCUUCGUGGAGCUGGCCUCGCAGUGCCAAGCGGUCAUCUGCUGCCGGGUGACGCCCAAGCAGAAGGCCUUGAUCGUGGGGCUGGUCAAGAAAUACCAGCGCGUGGUGACCCUGGCCAUCGGGGACGGCGCCAACGACGUCAACAUGAUCAAGACUGCGGACAUCGGCGUGGGGCUGGCGGGGCAGGAGGGCAUGCAGGCGGUGCAGAACAGCGACUACGCGCUGGCGCAGUUCAGCUUCCUGAGGCGCCUGCUGCUGGUGCACGGGCGCUGGUCCUACGUGCGCGUCUGCAAGUUCCUGCGCUACUUCGUCUACAAGUCUCUGGCCAGCAUGAUGGUGCAGGUCUGGUUCGCCUUCUACAGCGGCUUCACCGCGCAGCCUCUGUAUGAAGGCUGGUUCCUGGCGCUCUUCAACCUGCUCUACAGCACACUCCCCAUCCUCUACGUCGGCCUGUUCGAGCAGGAUGUGAGUGCCGAGCGGAGCCUGGAGCUGCCCGAGCUGUACGUCGCUGGCCAGAAGGACGAGCUCUUUAACUACUGGGUCUUUGUCCAGGCCCUUGCCCACGGCAUGGUCACCUCCCUGGUCAACUUCUUCAUGACCCUGUGGGUCACCCAAGACUCAGCUGGGCCCAUCAGCUUCAGCGACUACCAGUCUUUCGCGGUGGUCGUGGCCCUGUCGGGCCUGCUAUCCAUCACCAUGGAGGUCAUACUCAUCAUCAAGUAUUGGACAGUCCUGUCUGUGCUGGCCAUUGUCCUCAGCCUCUUCUUCUAUGUGGUUGUAACUUGGGUCACCCAGAGUUUCUGGCUCUUCCAAAUCUCACCCAAGACCUUCCCAUUUCUGUAUGCUGACCGAAACGUGCUGUCCCACCCCUCCAUCCUGCUGGUCAUCCUGCUGAAUGUGUCACUAAACACCUUGCCCACACUGGCCCUGCGUGUCAUUUACCAAGCCCUCAAGAAGCCUCGCCCCAAGGAGGCGGAGGCGGCCCCGAGCGAGGCGGCGGCGGCGGCGGAGGGGCCCCAGCUCCGCCGGGAGUCGCGGGGCCGGCGCUCCAGCUACGCCUUCUCCCACCGCGAGGGCUACGCGGACCUGAUCACGCAGGGCACGAGCCUGCGGAGGGCGCCGGGCCCCGACAGCGACCUGCUGGCGCACGAGGCCCACCCGCCGCGGGAGCCGCCGCCCGGCGCCACGGAGGCCCCCCGGCUGCCGCGGACGCUGUCGUUCGUGGGGAGGCGGCGGCAGGGCAGGGUGUCCUCGGAGGACGAGCCGCGCACGGCGAGCUCCUGCGCCACCGUGGACCAGCGGCACGCCCGGCAGCCCGGCGCGGCCCAGGACGCGGGGAGCUCGCCGCAGCCCCUGCCCGAGGCCCCGGGGAAGGCGUCGCGGUGGGGGGUCCCGCCGCCGCCCCGGGGGACCUGGCCCUCCAGCUGGCGGAGGCUGCUGCAGCCGGUCCGGCGGGGGCCGCCCGACCCCGAGCGCUCGGCCCGCGGGGAGCAGUGACGGCCCGCUCGCUCCGCGCCCGUGUCCUUUGCUAAUAAACCGAUAACCCACC